Musa acuminata subsp. malaccensis (wild Malaysian banana) is the source of this 1798-nucleotide messenger RNA. RefSeq lists its product as uncharacterized. Lineage: Eukaryota; Viridiplantae; Streptophyta; Magnoliopsida; Zingiberales; Musaceae. The record is from RefSeq and is a predicted model, not a curated record. Gene Ontology annotation, cellular component: chloroplast envelope.
CCUGUUGGAUCGUGGAACGGACGCUGUGGCUGCGUCCAUUUCCCCAUCCGUCAGCUCGCUCAAGAACUCAAGUUGGAAUCUUACGGAAUAGGAUUUAUCUUCGCUUCCACCCCCGGUUUGCUCCUCCCCAUCACCCCAUCCUCACCGAAACCCUAGCUUAGCUUCCAUUGCCUCCUCCGAUUCGAUGCCUGCCCUUCGGGACUCUCGCCAAAUCUGAAGGCAGCGCAAUCGAUCGAAAUCUCUGCCGCAAGUGAUGACGAUUGGUGCCGCCGCCAUUUGCCGUCCAAGCCCAUCGCCCGCGCUUCGUUACCAUCGAGUUUAUUUUGCCCAUCGAGUAAAGUUCGCUUCUUAUCCCACUUCUCCGACAUCUUUCUUGCUGGCAAGGCACUCGUUGCCACUCUACGGGGCAACUGUUGCGGGAGCAGGGGCAUCUCCGUGGCGAACUGGGGCGUCCUUGUCUGGUGAAGAUUUUAGUCGGAGUCCGUCUAGAGAUGUUCGGAAGCAUCUGAUCUUGGAUCAGAUUCUUUUGGUUACUGAAGUUCUCUGCAUUGCACCUUCUGUUAUAUUUUCGAUCGGAUGUCUCGUAGGUUCCGUCCUUCCAGGUGCAUCCAAGCAAUUCCAGAUAUACCUGAGUAACAAAGUCUUUGUCUAUCAAUACUUCUUAUUGGUUGGGGCGGUGGCAGUUGGAAGCUUGAUUCGUUGGAGGCAGAUCUGUAUGUUGAAUGACAUCGGUACUGGUGCUGAUUUGAUUAGGAGGAUUGAAAAGAUGGAGGAGGAGCUACGGAGCUCAGCCACAAUAAUUAGGGUGCUGUCCAAACAGCUUGAGAAGUUAGGGAUUAGGUUUAGGGUCACUAGGAAGGCCUUGAAGGAGCCAAUUGCUGAGACUGCAGCUUUGGCACAAAAGAACUCAGAGGCUACUCGAGCACUAGCAAUGCAAGAGGAUAUUCUUGAGAAGGAGCUUGGUGAAAUUCAGAAAGUCUUGUUGGCAAUGCAGAUGAAACUGGCAUCUCUUACUAGAAGGGGCUGUUUAGUCACUCACAAGUCACAUCUAAUUUAUGCUGCAAAUGCAAUUGCAGUCCAAUUGUAAAUGCUGGAAGUAGUAUUGCAGGAUGAGUUGCUUUUUUGGCCUGUAAUUCUGUAUGCAACUAGUUUUGUUUGGUUGUUCGAUCCCAGUCCCCUUAAUCUGAUCCAGCUGAUCUUGUCAAUCUCUAUCAUAGCAUUCCUAGUCGAUCCCAAUGCCAAUUUUGUGAAGUAUGCUCUUUUACUAUGAUUUAGUCUGUGAAUCAGCCUCAAUAAUGUUCAUCAAAAGAAAAAGAAAAAAAAUAGAAAAUAAGUUGAGAAGUGAUGUCAAUGCUUAUAUGUAAAGGUGGUGAAUUGUUGUUAAAAAGCAGUUCUUAUAUUUUAUAAUUGAAGUAGUGGAGAAAACACUAUUUAUGCUUCCUGUCUUUAGACUACAAUGAUAAGGUUCACUGAAAUGUGUUUGUUCUAAUAAAAUCACAGCAACGUCUUAUGUUGGUCGUGUGAGUUGGUUCUUUGAUGGUAGACAAUGAAUUGUAACUUGUGUACCUGGUCGCUAGCAUGGAGAAAGAGGUCUUCUUGAGGGUCAAAACUUAAAACCACCUUCAUUUAUCCUAUUUCAAAGCUGUGGAUGAAUCCAAUGUGUGUUCUUGAAUAUUUUGUGACAUGAACAUUUAAUUCACUGAGGUGGCUGCACUGAGCCUAAUUGUCUCCUAAGACAUAAUUUUUCAAAUAUAGACAGUUAAGAACAUGAAAUAAUUGUGACAAAGAUGAGAUGCUG